Cuscuta campestris is the source of this 498-nucleotide messenger RNA. NCBI's taxonomy places the organism in Eukaryota, Viridiplantae, Streptophyta, Magnoliopsida, Solanales, Convolvulaceae. The record is from the annotation of a GenBank genome assembly.
GCCAAAAUUGAAGGUGGAAGGCUGUGAGAACCUCCUAUUAUAAUCAGGGAAUUGAAGAUACACUUUCAUCAAAUGAUAAUACAAAAUAAGAUGAUGUAGAUACACAUGUCAGAGGAAAGAAAAAGAAGAAAUUGUCAAUGGAUAGGAAGGGGAAUGAUGAUUCCACGGAAAGUGAAGCCGAUGAUGAUAUCGACCAACCUAAUGAAAUAGAAGGUGGACGACAUGGCUUGGAAGACAGCAAUGCAACAAAUGCUGAAGAGAAUAACAAUGAUAACUCAGGAAGAAAGAGAAGAAAGAGCGAUGAGGAAACUAAAGCAGGGGCAGAGGAGUGCUAUUUUCUUCUAUAACUUUUCCUCUUCGUCAAACGGUGUCGUUCUACAUUUUAUUUUAAUAAGGAUAAAACUCUAAACGACGGUCGUAGAAAUGUUAGGGUUUAUAGAAAAAAUUGCCGAACUCCACCUCACAUCUUUGACUUCUUUGCUUCUUGCUAAAUCCCAA